Molecule: messenger RNA, 2698 nt
Organism: Ictalurus furcatus (blue catfish)
Lineage: Eukaryota; Metazoa; Chordata; Actinopteri; Siluriformes; Ictaluridae
Gene: samd14
Product: sterile alpha motif domain containing 14
Exons: 10
Coding region: 698-2239 (513 amino acids)
Source: RefSeq, a predicted model, not a curated record
CGGGAGCCGAAAGAAUCAACUCUCUAAUUGACUCUCGAGUGCAGAAAAAAGAGCAGAAUUUCCCAUCAGUGAGGUAGUCUUUAAGUGGAAAUAGAGGAUGGACUGAUUCAUGGACAUACAUUAUGUUACCCCUCCUCCAUUCUCUCUCUCUCUCUCUCUCUCUCUCUCUCUCUCUCUCUCGCUCCCCCACACAUCAUUUCAUCACAGCCUUUGGGUGUGAACAGAGCUGUUGUCCUGAACCCUGAUGCUCCUCUUGUCUCGCAGAGUGUGUGUUUGUAUGAGUGUGUGUGUGUGUGUGUGAUUGUAAAUGAAUGAAUCAGUUUGAGAUCUAAUCAGCAAGUCAGGCAUAUGAGCAACUCUGUGGGACAGCGCUUCUAACCAGAGUGCAGCAAACGGGAACUACAUGGGAGCUCUUAACUACUACGUCUCUCGAAAGCUUCGUAUCAGAGGUGCACUGAUGCAUUAUGGGGGCUUAUUGUAAUACAAAUUGAGGUGAGUCCCUUGACAGAGAAACACUGCAUGUAAUAUCAUUUUUUAAAAUGUGUCCCCAAAUGUGUGUGUGUGUGUGUGUGUGUGUGCAACCUGAAUUUCAUGAAUUUUUAACCCCCACAGACUCCUUGAUUACUGAACUUGCUCUUGGCUACUGGGGGAGGGGCAGUCCUCGACUGCUGAGAACCCGGCGAACAUCUUUAGAUAGAUGGCCAUGUCCUCCACCCCGCUGGCCGAGACGGAAGAAGAUGUAUUUGAUUUGACAGACGCGGUGCCUGAGACCGAGCGACUGGACAGCAGCUUACAGAAAGCUAAAGCUCAGCUGUCUAUCAAAACCAGGAGGCACCGCCCCUCCAGGUCCCGUCUCCGGGACAGUCUGAGCUCCACAGAGGGAGAAGACAGCCUUGAUGGAAAGAGCUACAGUGGCCUGUUGUCUGGCUCCUGCUCGCCUCUCCACGUGUCCUUACGCUGCCCCUCCCCCUUCGCUGACCUCCAACCUUCCUCAUCUCCCGCAAGGAAGGAGAGAUCCUUCACCUUUGAGACAGCUGAGAGCGAAAAGAAAGAACAAAGAAGAAGGAGUGCAUGCUUGCUGAAUCCGUCCUCUCCAACACACCUGCUCAAGGGGGAUCAUCUCCAGCAGCGCCGGGAGGACAGUUCCCAACUGUGCCAGGGGGAUCAUCUGAAGCGUUACCACAAAGUGAACUCCCACCCACACCACAGGGGCCAUUCCCAACUGCACCAGGAGGACCACACUGACCUGCACCAGGCUGCCCAUCUCCCACUGGACCCAGAGGACCACACCCACCCGCGACAGGGUGACCAUAUCCAACAGCACCGAGAGGACCACCCCGACCUGCGCCGGAGGGACCAACUUCAGGAGGACCACACCCACCUGCACAAAAAGGACCAACCCCACAUGCGUGAGAAGGACCAAGUCCAGCUACAUGAGGAGAAUCAUUCUCCCCUGUGCCAGAGGGAAUACUCUCAGAGUGAAGUCUCAAUGUCCGUCUGGUCUAGUCAUGAGUUAGACCCUCCUCGCUGUCCUCGGAGUGUUCUACAGUACAGUAAUGUCUUAUUAUGGUCUUAUUAUGUGUGUUCAGAUGACGGUCGUGAUAUUGGUUCGGACGAGCCGAGCAGCCCGACAGUCCUGCUGGACAAGAAGACCAGGAGGCGUUUCCUCGAUCUUGGGGUCACUUUGCGGCGCACGUACGGGAAGGUCAGGAGGGAGCGAGCCAACAGACACGCCGCGGAAAACCGGGAGCCUGACGGAGCAGGAAGCCGUUCCACGCGUUCAUCUGGUCCGCCGUUCGUGCCUUUCUCCUGGUUGAGUGAGAGAAUAAGGGGCUCCGGUUCUCCGAAGAACUCCAGCCAAUCCCCAGCCAAGUCGGAGGACGAGGAGUUGAAAAAGGACGGCAGGUCCAGCAGGACCGAAUCGUCGCAGCCGUAUCAGAGUCUUUCUGAUCACUCGGACGAGGUGCGUCUUAGAUCUCCGGAGGUACAUUAUCUAUCCUGUAAAUAUUUCCGAGCGUCGAGGCAAGUGAGUGAGCGAUGGCGUGUUUUUCAGGGACGCGAUGAGCGCGCAGAAGCCCGCGUCGUGAAAAAGAAGACCAUCCUGCCGUUCUCAUCGGGCGGAAGAGACAGGACAGAAAAGCAGAACGGCGUCCAAAGGGACAAGAGGGACGACGGACACGGCGGAGACGGCCAGAAAUUACUGAGCUCUCGAUCACACUGCAAGCAUUUUGAUUUAUGAAUAAAUUCGUCCUAUAUAUGUUUUAUUUUUCUUCUCUUUUUUUUUUUCAGCUGUAAAUACUGUAGGCACUGAUAUUAUUGCAACGUAUUCAAACAGCUUAAUAAAAUGUUUUGAAACAUUACGGAAUUAAAUAAACGUGCAAUUUUGUGUGUUUAACUAUGCAGUCUAGUGCAAAAGUUUGCGCACCCUUAGAAAAUGAAGUUUUGUUUAUACCAACAAGUUUGGCUUUACAGUUCCUUCAUUAUCAUAAAUACUAAAACUUGUCAGAAAUAUAUUAAUACUAAAAGAGUUAAAAAAUAAUGACUAUAAAACUUGCAUUUAUCAUUCUAAAUGUAAUCAAAUAAUAAACGACAGAGUGGCAGGAUGCCGCAGAGAUACGGUUACAACCCAGAAGUGUUUAAUUCCUCAUACUACAGCAAUUUGCCAACAUUUACAUUUUUUUUAUUUAUUAAAGAACAG